This is a messenger RNA of Dibothriocephalus latus, 186 nucleotides long. NCBI's taxonomy places the organism in Eukaryota, Metazoa, Platyhelminthes, Cestoda, Diphyllobothriidea, Diphyllobothriidae. The record is from the annotation of a GenBank genome assembly.
AUGACGAGUGGAAGGCUAGCACUUACCGGCUUCGUGGAGACGUCGACAGGCGGCUACUCGGGCAAGGCUCUUCGCUACUUCCCGAGUGGACGCAACUGGACCCUGGAACAAGGAGUAGAAGAAGCUCAGAGUCAGGUACGUGUAGAUUCGCUGAUAAAAACGCUCUUAGCCCCAGCUAUCGGAUAG